This is a messenger RNA of Orussus abietinus, 2717 nucleotides long. It is a transcript of the gene Usp5, whose product is annotated as ubiquitin carboxyl-terminal hydrolase 5. Gene Ontology annotation, biological process: protein deubiquitination. Lineage: Eukaryota; Metazoa; Arthropoda; Insecta; Hymenoptera; Orussidae. The transcript has 13 exons. The record is from RefSeq and is a predicted model, not a curated record. Bases 95 to 2497 code for a protein of 800 amino acids. Gene Ontology annotation, molecular function: cysteine-type deubiquitinase activity; protein binding; zinc ion binding.
UUAACUUGUCACGACUGAUCACGGUUACGUUUUUUCGGAGUAUGUGGUAAACAAUUCUGGCUUGCCUUAUCCUUUACCGUCGAACUAGUGCAAUAUGGAGAUAUUACGACAACAUUUGGACAAAGUGGAAGUUCCUAAAGCUGGGGACAAAGUUUACAAGGACGAGUGCAUCUUUAGUUUCGAUACGCCGGAAUCCCCUUUGGGUCUGUUUAUCAGCUUGAAAACGUUCUUGGGGGUCGGGGCAGAAUACCUCGAACUUUACUACAAUAAAACCAAAGAUCCUGUAUACCUGCGUAUUAAGCAAACGAAAAAGGAAAUUCCUACUGACCAGCAAGAUGAAUCUAAUAAAGUCACAAAAUUGGCCAUCGGGAUUACAGGCGGUUUUAUGCCUAAUCAGAAAAAGUAUACUUACGAAGAGGAGUAUGCAAUCAUUGUCUUUCUUCCACCUACUACAGUGGAGCUAACUUACCCUAAUGGCGAUUUACCGGAACAGGUAAAUAUCGCCGUGAAGUCUAUAUUAGAAGCAGAAUCGGCAUCCAGAUUGGCAGAAAAAGAAGCUUUAGCUGAAACAUGGGAUGGCGAGGCUAGAUUUAUUACAAAAUAUGCUGAAAUUCUUGUCCAAUUAGAUAAUGGAAAAAAAAUACCGCCUAGUGGUUGGAAGUGCGAGAGGUGCGGUAUUACUAAUAACUUGUGGCUCAAUCUUUCCGAUGGAUCUAUCUUGUGCGGUCGUAAAUACUUUGAUGGAACUGGUGGAAAUGGUCACGCCAUUGAACAUUACCAAACCACUGACUAUCCUUUAGCGGUAAAACUGGGUACAAUUACAAAGGAAGGUAGGGCGGACGUAUUUUCAUAUCCUGAAAAUGAAAUGGUCGAAGAUCCUUAUCUAGCUCGUCAUUUGAUGCACUGGGGAAUUAAUAUCGCUCAGAUGGAAAAGACUGAGAAAUCUAUGAUAGAAUUAGAAUUGGACUUAAAUCAAAAAUUUGGAGAAUGGGUCGCACUUCAAGAGACAGGAAGUAAACUUACACCUAUAUAUGGACCGGGUUACACCGGACUUACAAAUCUUGGAAAUUCAUGCUACCUUAAUUCCGUAAUGCAAAUGAUUUUCACGAUUCCAGAGUUUAUUAAAAGGUAUGUUGACAAUGCAAGCGACAUAAUUAAUAAAUGUGUAUACAAUGCUGCCGACGACUUCAAUGCACAAAUGGCUAAGUUGGGAGUUGGUUUAUUAUCUGGGAAAUAUUCCGUACCACCACCGGAAAAUUCUAAGGAGUACAGUUGUCCCGGUAUUUCUCCCCGAAUGUUUAAAACUCUAAUUGGCCGACGUCACCCAGGAUUCUCCUCCAAUCGGCAGCAAGACGCGCACGAGUUCUUCCUUCACGUGAUUAACCUCUUGGAUCGUAACAGUAGAGACUGGCCUAAUCCGGCGGAAUGCUUCAAGUUCAAGGUGGAAGAACGAUACCAGUGUUGUGGUUCUAACAAGGUUAAAUACACCUACCGACCAGAAUACUCAUUGCCUAUUCCUAUACCAUUGGAUGCAGCAGUAAAUAAGGACGAACUUGCUGCAUACGAAGCCAAAAUAAAGGAGGCCGAGGCACGGGGUGUGAAACUGGACACGGAGGCCAAAGUCAGGCCUCGUAUAAACCUAGCAUCGUGCUUAGAUGCAUUCAGUCGAACAGAGAUCAUAGAACAAUUCUACAGUACUGCCCUGAAUGAAAAAACAACUGCUUUGAAAACUACAAGACUGGCAAGCUUUCCGGACUACAUCUUAAUUCAUUUGAAAAAGUUCACCAUAAGGGAAGAUUGGCAGCCGAUGAAGUUGGAUGUGUCUGUAGAUAUGCCAGACUUGCUAGACUUAAGUGCACUGCGUGGUACCGGACUAAAACCAGAAGAGGAAUUAUUACCAGAAGCAAAUGACUCGGAAGUACCAGCGCCUAUAUACAACAAAGCUCUUCUUGCGUUUUUAAUGGAUAUGGGCUUUCCUCUGGAGUCUUGCAAAAGAGCUCUGUACUUCACUGCAAAUCGAGGCCUAGAGCCUGCGACUACUUGGCUAAUGGAUCAUAUUACGGAUUCAGAUUUUGCUGAACGUUUUGUACCGCCUGGCAUUUGUAGCAAUACAGAUAGUAGUGCAUUUGUGCCAAACCCGGAUGCUGUGAAUAUGGUGAUGGCCAUGGGUUUUACAAAAGAACAAGCUACUAAGGCUCUCAAAGAAACGGAUAACAACUUGGAGCGUGCUGCAGACUGGAUAUUCAGUCAUCAAUCGGAGCUCAAUGCCAUGGACACCGAAGAAGAACACGUCGAACCACCAUUUAGAGAUGGAAGCGGCAAAUACAAAUUGGCUGGAUUUAUCUCACACAUGGGCACGUCUACUAUGGUAGGACAUUACGUGUGUCAUCUAUUGAAAGAAAACCACUGGGUUAUUUACAACGAUGAAAAGGUAGCGUUAUCUGAACAUCCACCUAAGGAAUUGGGAUACAUCUACCUAUACCAGCGUGUCGAGUAACCAUUUUCUCUGGCUGUUUUAUAUGGAAUUAUGCAGUGUAUUAACACGAUACCUUGAGAAAAACAAUGACUAUCAUUUAUACCUUCCCACUGUAGAUAUAAUUAAACUAUACACUAUUUUUAUCGCCAAGCUAUUUUUGUUCUUUAAGCUGGCUUCUAAUCUCAGUUUACAAAUUAUUACAUUUUUUACAUCUCGAAAAGGUCAUCUUGCAUGGGUUAAU